UGAAAGUGUGUCGUCAUCAUUACUCUGGUAGACUAGUUCACAGUGUUUUCUUCGUCGCUGAUCACUAACUUCACCUGGAAGGCGAUGACGAGGAAUCCAAUGUGAAAUUAGGUCAGUCAAAAUUUCGAUUCGACCUCUCUACUUGUUCAUCUCUCAUUCACAAAAAUUACUGAGAAGUAGUCACAGGCUUUGAUUUUUGUUAUUGGUUUCGGACGGUGGAGCGAUAAUGGAGCCUCCUCUGCCGGCGAACUACGUCACUCUGCUCCAGCUGAAGGAGCGGUACCUGAAAGAGAAGGAGCGGGAGCGAAAGGAGAAGGAGCGGGAAGAAGAACGGAAGAAGGAGGAGCGAGCGCAGAAGGAGAAGGAGGAGCGAGAACGAGAACAAGCGGAGAAGGAUCGAGCGCAGAAGGAAAAGGAGGAGCGAGAGCGAAAGGGGAACUACGUCACUCUCCUCCAGCUCAAAGAGCGGUUCCUGAAAGAGAAGGAGCGAGAGCAAGCGGAGAAGGAUCGAGCGCACAAGGAGGAGGAAGAGGCGAAAUUGCGGAAGCCAGACGGCGUCGUUGUGGUGAGGAAUAGGGGGAGGUUUGAUCGGAGGGAGAUUCGGCCGGUUGAUUGGAGGGAGCUUCGGCCGCUUGAUCGGAAAGAGUUUCGGCCGGUUGAUCAGAGUGUUUCGGAGUGCAAGGGUGGGGAGAUAGAGGGGAAGAGCGAGAAGCCGCCGGAGGAGGAGAAGAAGAAGAAGAAGAAUAAAUGGGGGAAUAGGAAGAAGAAUAUUAGGGCAGAGAACGAGGAGGUGAGAAGUGAGAAGGAAGGUGUAGUAGUUCUGGUGGUUCAAGAGAGUAGCGAGAAGGCAAAUAAUGGUUUCAGAAGGAAUGGAGUAGAAAGGAGAAGAGCUGGUGGUGUUGAGUUUAGGGAAAAGAGCAAGAAUGGGGAGGAGAUUGAACCAAAAGCUAGGAAUUUAUUGAUAAAUGGUGAGACUGAAAUGGGGGAUGAUAGGUUGAGGAGGCCAAAUAGCAGGAAUGUGGGUGCGAAAGACGAGAUUGAGCCGAAAGUUAGGGACUUAAGGAUGGAUGGUGAGACUGAAAGAAGGAAUGAUAGGCGGAGGAGGUCAAAUAGCAGGAAUGUGGGAGCCAAGGAAGAGAUUGAGCCGAAAGGUAGGGACUUGGGGAUGAAUGGUGAGACGGAAAGAGGGAAUGAUAAGCAGAGGAGGCCAAAUCGCAGGAAUGGGGGUGCCAGGGAGGAGAUUGAGCUGAAAGUUAGGGACUUUUCGAUGAAUGGUGAGACUGAAAGAGGGAGUGAUGGGCUGAGGGGGGCAAAUAGCAAGGAGGAGAGUGAGCCAAAAGUUAGGGAUUUAUCGAAGCAUGGUGAGACUGAAAGAGGGGAUAGGCUGAGGGGGCCAAAUAGCAAGGAGGAGAGUGAGCCAAAAGUUAGGGAUUUAUCAAAGCAUGGUGAGACUGAAAGAGGGGUUAGGCUGAGGGGGCCAAAUAGCAAGGAGGAGAGUAAGCCAAAAGUUAGGGAUUUAUCGAAGCAUGCUGAGACUGAAAGAAGGGAUAGGCUGAAAGGGCCAAAUAGCAAGGAGGAGAGUGGACCAAAAGUUAGGGAAUUAGCGGUGACUGGCGAGAGUGAUGGAGGGGAAGAUAGAUUGUGGAGGCUGAAGGGCAAGAAUGUGGGUGGGAAGGAUGAGACUGGGCUGAAAGUUAUGGACUCAUCAAUGAAGGCUGAGAGUGAAGGAGGGGAUGAAAAGUUGAGGAGGCCAAGUGGGUCUGAUUACCGUGGUAAUGGAAAAACUGGGGGUUACAAGAAAGAGAAACAGAGACAGUGGGCUGGCCUGGCUUGGGUGAAGAAGGGAGAGGUUUCUGAUGGCAAUGUUGCUGGAGUUCAAAACUGAGCAUUCUAUUUCUGGUUCAACUAGAGCGUCUUCGAAUGCAAAUUCACUGAAAUCGGCUGGCGCUAGGAGAGUGAUCCAAUACAGGGGAAGUGAAAUAAAUGCCAACUAAAAUUGUUGUGGUAAUGCAGUGUUUAUAGUUGAGGACUUGUAAAUGCAGUGGAAAACAUACAUCUUUCUGUUUUAUGAUGGACCUAAUCAGUAUUCAGGUAUUUUUACGAUGGACCUAAUCAAUUCGAGUUUUGAGCUAAAUGAACAAAAGAAUGAAAGAUGAUGAUCCUCUGCUACCUUUCAUUAAUCUGCAUUCGUGUUGGCUUCUAGGCCAUUCCAUUGUAGAUGGAGUUAUUGAUGUAUUUCACAUUGUAUGUCCACCUUGCCAGACUCCCCAUUUUGUA
This is a messenger RNA of Rosa rugosa (rugosa rose), 2277 nucleotides long. RefSeq lists its product as uncharacterized. The transcript has 2 exons. Lineage: Eukaryota; Viridiplantae; Streptophyta; Magnoliopsida; Rosales; Rosaceae. The record is from RefSeq and is a predicted model, not a curated record. The coding region runs from base 227 to 1885 and encodes 552 amino acids.